CACUUUACUCCCUGGUUAAAAAUCGUUUCAACUUUUCAGAAGGGGAGAAAUCACGCCGCUAAUUCGCCUCCACCGGCUGCCGUUGAUCAUCAACUCGACAUCUCACACCCGAUCGUCUUCGCCCUCUGCUUGUGUCAUUUGAAUCUGAAACUAGAACAUUCCCUAAAGAGUAGAAAAAGCAUGAUGGUGAACAACUUUUAAAGAGAAAAGGUACAGGCAAAGACAAAGAUGAACCCUAUAAUUCUGGUCAAAUCCACAAGAUAGGUUUUGCCUUAUAUAUGAAUGUGAGUUAAUAUCAAGGUAAAUAAUGGAUCCUAGGCAUGGUAAAAUGAGAAUGAAUGUAGAAGGUGAUAGAUUAAGUAGCUUGCCAGAUGAUCUUAUCCAUAAAAUUCUCGCUUUUCUCCCCAUCAAAGAUGCUAUUGAAACUAGUGUUUUGUCAUCGAGAUGGAGGUUUAUUUGGACUUCAAUGCCCUAUCUCAAUUUGUCAAGUGAGGAUUUCUAUACAUUGCCAAAGUUCUCCAAAUUUGUUACCCAUGUUUUGUCUCGCCGUAACAAUUUAACAGAAGUGUAUUCGUUGAAGCUCACUUUUCGUGGAAAGGCGAGCCAGGUGUUUGUCAAGAGAAUUCUGAAUUAUGCAUUCUCUCACAAUGUCCAACAACUAAAUGUGGUAUGGUUGGAUGUGAAUAGUAAUAUGACGUUUCCUCUAUCUCUCUUUAGUUCUAAGUCUCUCAACAGUUUGACAAUGCAAAUUGUCAAACGAAAUCAUUUAAUGGAAACAUGUUUGACGUCAAUUUCGGAGCUCCCAACAUUAACAACAUUGGAUCUUCAUUCAGUCACUUUGUGUGAUGACGAAGAUGACAAAUGCAGUGGUAUUUUCUCAAAAUGUGCAAACUUGAAGAAUCUCACAUUAAGGGAUUUUGCAACGGAAUCGGAUGGUUUGAGUAUCUUUCAUCCUCGUCUGGCUAAUCUCACACUUGAAAAUGACAACUUUGUGAAGGUGGUUAAUGUGGUUGCACCUCAACUUGAGAAUCUCACUAUCAGAUAUUGUUAUGCGGAGCAUGUGAUUUCUUCACCUCACCUUGCCUCCUUUCUCUAUGAAGGUUAUCAUCCUUUGAAUCUAUCUACUGAUGGUUUCCAUUCUUUGGAGAAGGCGGAUGUAGGUAUUUCCUGUUUACAAGGAACAAAUGCUCAUCCAAUCGUUUGUCUGCUUCAGCAUCUUCGAAGUGCCAAGUUCCUUACUCUUAACCUGGAAACUGUUGAGACUCUUUCUUCAUCCUUGGAUCUAAACCUACAUCAACCUUCUCCGUUUGUGAACUUAAAGAGCUUAAAGAUUUACCCACUAACAACAUACUCGUGGAAUCCAGCAUCCAAGAAAGUAGCUAUAUCUACCGAACUCAAAAGCUAUUUGCUAGAUGGUUCCCCUGGGGCCACCUUCACAAUGGUCUUACGUGAGGAGAUUGAAGCACGUAAGCUUAUAGCCAAAUUAGGGGUGCUUUUAGAAAAAGAGAAGGAUAAUACCAAGACCAGCAGUGCUUGCGUGGAGCGAGGGGAAGCACCAGUCGAAAGCCAUAAACCAAAGACGGAAAAGAAAUUGAAAAUUGGGGGGAACGUUGCGCAGAUCAAGGGCUAUUGGGAAGAUCUUGGUGUUCAGAUUGAGCAAAGGAAUAAAACGGCGUGUCUCUUUCUUUCAAAAUUGCAACGCAUUGAACGACUGCUAACAAUGUUGCCUGCAUCAAACAAGGCUAAGAUUCAACCAUGUUUUUCUACACUGUGUGCAGAGGUUGACAAUGUCAUUAGUAAAAUAACAGAUUCUAUGAAGGUCCAAUGCGAUGAAAAUCAAAGUCGUUCGAGUGUCUGCUUUCGUAAAAUUGCUACAACAUUGGGAUCGUCAUCUUAGCAAAUUGUAAGUUCUUGGUUUUCAUUAUACUCGUAAGUGAUGAUUAUUAUCAAAAUGGCAACUGUUGGUGCCGCAUUGUUCUUUUUUGUUCUACUUUCAGGUUCCAAGUUUUUUGUUAUUAGCGACUUGUUACACGAAUGUAGUAGCCAACUACCUGCUUGCGCAAAUUGGAAUGGUAAAUUUUUGAGCUUCUAGCACCUACCAACUCAGUUGAUUCAAGGAUAAGCAUUUUUGUUGCUUUAGCGCAUAAUUAAGAUGAUCAAGUGACUUGGUUUAUAAUUACGUUGUAUGCUUCCCUAGUGGAUUAUGAAUGGGAUUGGAAAACAUCUUCUUUGUACCUGCUAA
This is a messenger RNA of Helianthus annuus (common sunflower), 2242 nucleotides long. RefSeq names its product F-box/LRR-repeat protein At3g26922-like. Gene Ontology annotation, molecular function: protein binding. The record is from RefSeq and is a predicted model, not a curated record. The transcript is spliced from 4 exons. The coding region runs from base 308 to 1897 and encodes 529 amino acids. NCBI's taxonomy places the organism in Eukaryota, Viridiplantae, Streptophyta, Magnoliopsida, Asterales, Asteraceae.